AUGGGGCCAGGCCAUGGGGGGCAGGUCUGGGGGGGCAGUUGGGCCGGGGCAUCUCCAACUGCCCUGGAUGUGGAACUGGAACAACGGCCAGAACGGCUGCUGGAGCCCUGGCAGGAGCGGCAGGAGGCGAAAGAAGGCAAAGCACGGCCCCGGAGCGGCCGUAAGAAAGCGAGAAGCCGCGGCGAUGUGCCGGGGGCAGGAGCCGGGAGCGGAGCGGGGCCGCUGCCGAGCGCUGCGCUCCGCAUUCCCCUCCCCAGGCUCGGCCAAAUCGAGGAGCAGCUCAUCCGCGCUGACGAGGCGGCCGCUGAGUUCGACCGCGGGCUCGGCGCUGCCGCUGCGCUCCGGGCGGCGCUGCGGGAAGGGAGCGCUCGGUGCCGCCAGCGAGACUUCGCUGCGGCCGCCGCCAAAUUCUGCACGGCUCUGGAGCUUUGCAGUGAAGGUUUUGCCACGGAGGAUCCCUUGAAGUCCUCUCCAGAUGAUAUUUCCAGGCUUGCCAGUUGGAUCGAGUCAAAACUCGUCAUCUGCUACUUAAAACUGGGGCAGCCUGGCCUUGCUCUGCAUCAUUCACACAGGAGCAUCAUUGAGAACCCCUCUCACUUCUGCAACCACGUGCGCCAGGCCGCCUGCUUCCGCUGCCUGCACAGAUACUCGGAGGCUGCCAGGAGUGCCAUGGUGGCCCAGUGUCUGUACGUGCUGGCCGAGGGCGCCGUGCUGGACACCAGUGACCUCCUGCAGCUCUACUGGCAGGCUAUGAUUCAGGAAGCCCUCAGUGGAGAAAUCUCUUUUUCUGUCCUGUACACACCUUUUGAGAAAGAGGACAAGGCUGACAAAAUAAAGGAGGCCAACAAAACCUUUGCUGAGAAGCACCCUGAUUACGUGCAGCACAUAUUCACAGAUCCUCAUGGAAUUCACCUGUUGCCAGAGAAGGCUGAAUCUCAUCCUGGCCAGCAGUACUUACUGACUCUGGGCUUCAGAAACAAAGAGAUUGGAAAAACCUUGGAGAAGUUUGUAACUCAAAAGCUGCCAGUCUUUCCAGGCCAGAAAAUAACUUUCAGUCCCAGCAUGGAGGAAGAAGCAGAAACAUUUUGGCAGAGCACUGGGAAAAGGAUCAUGGCAGCCAUGGCUUUCAUGGGAAGCACCAAGAUCAAGGACGAGCGUGGCCCCUGUGCUUGGGCCAUUGAGCAGUUCCACCACGCCAGCCUGCUCAGCCACCUGCAGACAGGGGAGCAACAGGCCCAGGUGAUGGCCCAGGUGAUGGCUGAGCUGGCCACUGUUCCCUACCUGCAGAGAGUCUCUCGGGAGGAUGACAAGCUGCUGCAGUCACUGAUGGCAGAUGCCGUGGACAUCCUGGCAGGAAGAGCUGGAGAGCGAGUGUGGACGAAAAUACACAAGGUAACAGGCAAGGGCAGGAGGGCAGCCUGCUGCUCGGGCACGAAAGGUCCCUGA
Molecule: messenger RNA, 1446 nt
Organism: Sturnus vulgaris (Common starling)
Lineage: Eukaryota; Metazoa; Chordata; Aves; Passeriformes; Sturnidae
Source: RefSeq, a predicted model, not a curated record